This is a messenger RNA of Aspergillus puulaauensis, 624 nucleotides long. Its product is annotated as DUF3807 domain-containing protein. The transcript is spliced from 2 exons. NCBI's taxonomy places the organism in Eukaryota, Fungi, Ascomycota, Eurotiomycetes, Eurotiales, Aspergillaceae. The record is from RefSeq and is a predicted model, not a curated record. Bases 1 to 624 code for a protein of 207 amino acids.
AUGACCCAAAAGCAUGUUCCUCCCGUAACUCUCGAAGACCUCCAAGCUUUUCAAGCAAAACAUUUCCCGGACCCUAUCAAGCCUCCAACAGUACACCCCGUCGUGAACCAGACUGAUCCUAAUACUUCCUACGAGAAAAACCACGAUGUCAGUGCUGAAGAUGACCUGGGCUACUACCCCGACGGGGUAAAGCGCACGCUCACGGACGAACAAAUCCGCAUCUUUCGACACAGUGAGAUCCACUCGCUUCUUCGAGAGAGACAGAUAAAGGCCGAGAAUGAGGAGUAUGAGCGGAAAUUUGGAGAUAAGGCUCAGGCGGGGCCUGGUGGUCAAGAUGCACAAGAAGGUUUAGAAAAGAAAACCGAGGCACUUUCUGCUUCUCAUGGCGACCAGGCUGAGCUUGAAACUAAGGCUGUAGCUGGCAAGAAACGCUCUGUGGAUGAGGCCGGAUCCAACUCUGGCCCUGGGUCCAGUGAGCCGGUUGCGAAAAAACAGUCGACUGCCCCCGCGGAUGUGUAUUUGGAUUAUAAUGAGGAUGAGGCUAGUGUUGUCUCCCGGUCUGGUCAUGGGCAGACAGCUGCUCCUCAGUUCGCCCGGCGGAGGAUAAUCUCGUACGACGACUGA